AUGCCAUUCGAUUUAGCGCGUUAUCCGGUGAUCGAGCCGGCGCCGGUGCAGCCUGAUCCGGUGCGGCGGAUGCCGACCCUCAUCAAGGCUUUGCAGCAACAGAAGAGCCUGCGCUCGGUGAUCGAGUCGAUUUCCACUGAGCUCGAUCUGCGCCCCUUGCUGACCCAGAUCGUGCGCCACGCCUGCGAGCUGCUCGACGCUUGGGACGGCGCCAUCGGCCUGUACGACCCGAAAGAGGACCUGAUCCGCAUCGAGGCCUGCUACCGCAUGCCCGAGAACGAGAUCGGCAGCGAGUUCCGGCCCGGCGUCGGCCUCGCUGGUCAGGUGCUGCAACGGCGUGCGCCGGUGACUUUUGACGACUAUUUGCAGGUGCCCCACCCGACCCGCGACGACCGUACCGAUUUUGCCGUGCUCGGGGUGCCGAUCGUCUGGCAGGGCCGGCUGAUCGGUUUCUUCGGUCUCGGUGCGCCGGCGCCGCACCGCUUCGGCGCCACCGACAUCGAGAGCCUCGGCUUGCUGGGCCGUCACGCGGCGAUCGCCAUUCACAACGCCCAGCGCUACCAGGACGAGCGUGAGCGCGCCCAACGCUGGGCUUUGGUCGCCCGAGUCGGCAAGCUGAUCACCUCUGGUCUGGAGCUCGACCGAUUGCUCCAGACCGCCGUCGACGUGAUCCACGAGACCCUCGGCUAUCCCACUGUUUGCAUUGGUUUGGUGGAUAGUGACGACCCUUCCCGGCUGCGGAUCGACUCGAUUGGCGGAAUGCACCGUGAGCUGCUCUCGGGCCAGACUCAUUACUUGCCGCUUGACCGCGGCAUCAUGGGGGCGGCGGUCAGCGAGGGCUCGGUGCAGCGGGUCAACGAUGUCAGCAAGGAUCCGCGCUACGUGCCGCCGCCGGGUACCAAGGGCAUUCGAGCCGAGCUGGCAGUGCCCUUGUUGUUCGAUCGCCAGGUGCUCGGAACGCUGAACGCCGAGAGCAGUAGGCCGUUCAGUGACGACGACGUGGCCAGCUUUCAAGUGGUGGCCGAUCAUUUGGCGGUGGCGAUCGACAAUGCUCGGCUGUUUGCCUCGGGUCAGCGCCUGGCUGUGCUCGAAGAGCGCCAGCGACUGGCCCACGACCUGCACGACUCGGUGAGUCAGCGGAUUUUCAGCACCCUCCUGCUAGCGCAGUCGAUCGUUCCGGCUUGGCAGCGUGAUCCACGGGAAGGCGAAGGCCUGGUGGAACAGGUGGUACGCCAGAGCCAGGAAGCGCAAGUCGAGAUGCGAGCUCUGCUGACCGAGCUGCGCCCCGAUUCGACACCGACGCCAACAUCGAGGAUCAGCCAGUCGGCCGGCGGUUUGUUGGGCGCGCUAGUGAGCCACGACAGCGAGCUCGAGCAGCACGGUCUCGAGCUGACUCUAGAAGGCACCGACUACCAACCCCAAGCCGCCCUGAACGAGGACGUGCUCUACCGCAUCGCCCGCGAGGCGUUGCACAACGUGGUCAAACACGCCCAGGCCCGGCAGGUGAAGAUCCGUCUCAGUUCGACAGUGUCGCAACUGCUGCUCGAGGUGAUCGACGACGGCGUCGGCCCGGCACCGCGAGCCAAGUCCACCGGCCUCGGGCUCACCAGCAUGCGCAGUCGUGCCGAAGAGCUCGGCGGUCGCUGCGAGCUGAUCGCCGCGGCCGGCGGUGGCAGUGUGCUGCGGGUCGAGCUGCCGGCUACAGCGCAACAGGAGAGAUCUUGA
This is a messenger RNA of Nerophis lumbriciformis (worm pipefish), 1725 nucleotides long. Lineage: Eukaryota; Metazoa; Chordata; Actinopteri; Syngnathiformes; Syngnathidae. The record is from RefSeq and is a predicted model, not a curated record.